Penicillium atrosanguineum is the source of this 5577-nucleotide messenger RNA. RefSeq names its product chitin synthase class Va (gene chsE). The coding region runs from base 1 to 5577 and encodes 1858 amino acids. Gene Ontology annotation, molecular function: chitin synthase activity; cytoskeletal motor activity; ATP binding. Lineage: Eukaryota; Fungi; Ascomycota; Eurotiomycetes; Eurotiales; Aspergillaceae. The record is from RefSeq and is a predicted model, not a curated record. The transcript is spliced from 4 exons. Gene Ontology annotation, cellular component: cell septum; myosin complex; cell periphery.
AUGGCGGGCAACACCGGUGCUCCGGCCCAUGCCCAGUCCUCCUUACCCUCACUACCCGCACAUCUCCAGUCCGAUACUCAUCUGACAGCACACCUCGCCAGCCGCUUCCAUGUCGGCUUACCAACUGCACGCCUCUCGUCCCAGGCAUUGAUCUCGCUUAAUACAUACAACUCGGCAUCUAAGGGUCCGGAUGGCGCGAAGGAAGGCAGUGCCGCUGGAGAGGCCGAGGAUCUCGCGCGCCGCGCUUUCACUCGGCUGGGAGCGCGCGCGGAGAACCAGGCGGUGGUGUUCUUAGGAGAGAGUGGAUCCGGUAAAACCACCAUUCGCUCACACCUGCUAUCAUCUUUCCUGUCCUUUUCGUCAACUCCGCUCUCCUCUAAACUCUCAUAUGCCGCUUUUGUUUUCGAUACCCUCACUACCACCAAGUCCGUGACCACCCCGACUGCUUCCAAGGCCGGUCUUUUCCUCGAAUUGCAGUACGAUGGCUCCUCCUCCCUGAACCCCACCCUGAUCGGUGGGAAGAUCAUCGAUUACCGAUUGGAGCGUAGCCGUCUCUCUUCCGUGCCCACUGGUGAACGCAGCUUCCACGUGCUCUACUACCUUCUAGCUGGUACCAGUUCUGCCGAAAAGACUCACCUCGGACUUGACAACGCCAUUCAUGUUCAGACAAGGGGUGGUGGCUUAUCCUCUGGAACGAUCAACCACAAGCGAUGGCGCUAUCUCGGCCACCCGACACAGCUGAAAGUUGGUGUCAACGACGGGGAGGGUUUCCAGCAUUUCAAGACGGCUCUGCGUAAGCUUGAGUUCUCGCGUGGCGAGAUUGCCGAAAUCUGCCAGGUUCUAGCCAGUAUCCUUCACAUUGGACAGCUGGACUUUACAUCUGGACAAUCCACUACCACGGGUGCCGAGGAGAGCGGUGGUUACUCCCACGAGGGUGGUGAAAUGGUGACGGUAGUUAAGAACAAGCAGGCUCUUGAAACAAUUGCUGCGUUCCUGGGUCUCAGUGUGGGUUCCCUGGAGAACAGCCUCGGCUACAAGACCAAGACCAUCCAUCGCGAGCGCGUCACGGUCAUGCUAGAUCCCAAGGGUGCUAGAGAAAAUGCUGAUGCUUUUGCACGCACUCUCUAUUCGCUUCUGGUCACUUGGGUGAUUGAGAAUGUGAACCAGAAGAUCUGCGCUGCCGAGGAUAGCGUGGCCAACACCAUUUCCAUCGUCGACUUCCCCGGUUUCGCUCAGUCCUCAGCGACGGGCUCGACACUAGAUCAGCUGCUGAGCAAUGUAGCAACUGAGUCUCUCUAUAACUACUGCCUGCAGUCCUUCUUCGACCACAAGGCCGAUGUUCUAGACCGCGAGGAGAUUUCAGUCGCUGCGACCUCUUAUUUCGAUAACGUUGACACUGUUCGCGGCCUCUUAAAGCAUGGCAACGGUCUUUUGAGCAUCCUGGACGACCAGACGCGCCGUGGGCGAUCCGACGCCCAAUUCCUUGAAGGUGUCCACAAGAGGUUUGACGGCAAGAACCCGGCCAUCUCAGUCGAUUCCGCUGGCGCGACCAGCACUGGCUACGUUUCACAGGCUCGCUCGGCAUUCACCAUCAAGCAUUUUGCCGGUGAGGUGGACUACUCUGUCCACGGCCUGAUUGAGGAGAAUGGAGAGGUUGUUUCGGGCGAUUUGAUGAACUUGAUGAAAUCUACCCAGAGUGACUUUGUUCGUGAUCUAUUUGGUCAAGAGGCAUUGCAGACUAUUUCCCACCCGCAAGAGAAGACGGCCAUUAUGCAGGCGCAGGUCUCUUCGAAGCCCAUGCGUAUGCCUAGUAUGGCCAGACGCAAGUUCGACCAGCAAGCCCGCCUUGCUGCUUCCCGUGCCGAUAGCGAAGAGACAGAGGACCACGAUAGCCAGCCAGCCAGCUCUAAGCGCGGCGCAGGGAAUAGAAAGAGUGGUAUGAUGGGUCCUUCGCAGGGAGCAGCUGGCCAGUUCCUGUCCGGGCUCGACAUCACUAACAAGUGCCUAAGUGCACCAAACCUGAACCCUUACUUUGUCAUCUGUCUUAAGCCCAAUGACCGGCGUAUCGCAAACCAGUUUGACAGCAAAUGUGUGCGUAUGCAAGUUCAAACUUUCGGCAUCGCCGAGAUCAGUCAACGUCUGAGAAACGCCGACUUCAGCGUCUUCCUUCCAUUCGCAGAGUUCCUGGGUCUGGCAGAUAUUGGAAAUGUCGUGGUCGGCAGUGACAAGGAAAAGUCCGAGGUUGUCUUGGACGAGCGACGAUGGCCCGGCAAUGAGGCCCGUGUGGGAAGCACAGGUGUAUUCUUGAGUGAGCGGUGCUGGGCAGAUCUCGCCAAAGUUGGAGAGCGUGUAGUCCCAUCCUACGGACUUCUCGGUUCCGACGAGGGCGAACUCAACGCCAGCGGCAACCCGGAUGCCAAGGUUCGUCUGCUCAACCCGGCUAGUCAAUCCCCUGGCGCUUUCAUUUAUGGAGAUGAAACGAAACAAGGGUACUUUGGCAACCGCGAGCUGGAUGGACGCUCUGAAGCAGGUGCUUCUGCCUUCAACUCGGGUGACAUGUUCCGAAACUUCGAGACGAAAGAGCAGAUGCUGGAGAAGAAUAAUGAGAAGAAAAUGGAGGAGGUGGAUGAGAUCCCAAUUUCAGGCUCUCGCAAACGCUGGAUGGCACUGGUCUAUCUUUUAACUUGGUUCAUCCCAGACAUCCUCAUUAAACUCGUUGGUCGCAUGAAACGCAAGGACGUCCGGGUGGCCUGGCGUGAGAAGCUUGCAAUCAACAUGAUUAUCUGGUUUUCUUGUGGUGUCGCCAUUUUCAUGAUCGUUGCCUUCCCCGGAUUGGUCUGUCCGACUCAGGAUGUGUUCUCUAAAGGAGAACUCACCACGCAUAAUGGAAAGAAUGGAGCGGACGAGCUCAUCGCUAUUCGUGGUGUAAUCUUCCGUCUAGGCGAUUUCUCGCCCACUCACUACCCCGAUAUCGUUCCGCAGAAGUCGCUCAAGGCCUACGCUGGAACUGACGCGACCAACCUCUUCCCUGUCCAGGUUUCGGCCCUGUGCCAGGGUGUCGACGGUAGUGUCAACCCCGCUGUUCCUCUGGAUUACCGUUCCAACCUGAAUACCUCCACGGAGACCACAAGUUCAACGAGUUUCGAUAUCAACGCCAAAUACCACGACUUCCGUUACUGGACAGGGGACUACCGACCGGAUUGGUUCUACGAGCAGAUGGUCAUGAUGCGUGCCAAUUUCAAAAAGGGUUACAUCGGCUACACUCCCACCUACAUCAGCACACUGGCGUCGGACGGUGACAGCAUUGUCAGUAUCAAUGGGAAGGUCUAUGAUAUGACUUACUAUAUCGCGGGACCCCGUGUGGCGCGUGAGCCAGCUGGCAAAAACGUUUCCACCAGCAGCAUCAAUACGGACUACAUGAGUCCUCUCCUAGUUCAGCUAUUUCAACAAAAGUCUGGCUCCGACGUCACUGAUCUUUUCAACAAUCUCGAUUUAUCCACGGAUCUGCGCGACCGGAUGCAGCUGUGUCUUGACAACUUGUUCUUUGUCGGUCAUGUCGAUACGCGUAACUCUGCUCGCUGUGAAUUUGCUCGGUACUUCAUUCUUGCCAUCUCGAUCGUGCUUUGUACUGUUAUCACCUUCAAGUUCGUGGCUGCCUUGCAAUUUGGAAAGAAGAACCUGCCUGAAAACUUGGACAAGUUCAUUAUUUGCCAAGUGCCUGCGUACACCGAAGAUGAAGACUCACUGCGCCGUGCUAUCGAUUCCAUGGCUCGCAUGCGUUAUGACGACAAGCGCAAACUUCUUUUGGUCAUUUGUGACGGUAUGAUCAUCGGUCAGGGCAACGACCGGCCCACUCCUCGCAUUGUUCUCGACAUUUUGGGUGUACCCGAAACUGUUGAUCCCGAGCCUCUCAGCUUUGAGAGUUUGGGUGAGGGUAUGAAGCAGCACAACAUGGCCAAGAUCUACUCGGGUCUCUACGAAGCUCAGGGUCACAUCGUUCCCUACUUGGUUGUGGUCAAGGUUGGUAAGCCCUCUGAGGUGUCUCGUCCGGGUAACCGUGGCAAGCGUGACUCCCAGAUGGUCCUCAUGCGCUUCCUCAAUCGCGUCCACUACAACAUGCCCAUGAGCCCAAUGGAGCUUGAGAUGCACCACCAGAUUCGGAAUAUUAUCGGUGUCAAUCCAACCUUCUACGAAUACAUUCUGCAAGUCGACGCCGAUACCGUGGUUGCACCAGAUUCUGCCACACGAUUUGUCUCCUCUUUCCUCUCGGAUACUCGUCUCAUCGGUGUUUGCGGAGAGACGGCUUUGUCCAAUGCCAAGACGUCUAUGGUCACGAUGAUUCAAGUUUACGAGUACUACAUUUCUCACAACCUGACAAAGGCGUUUGAGAGUCUAUUCGGUUCCGUCACUUGUUUGCCAGGUUGUUUCAGUAUGUACCGUAUCCGCUCAGCGGAGACCGGCAAGCCGCUUUUCGUCAGCAAGGAAAUCGUCGAAGCCUACUCGGAGAUUCGCGUGGAUACUCUGCACAUGAAGAAUCUGCUUCACCUCGGUGAGGAUCGCUACCUGACAACGCUUCUUCUCAAGCAUCACCCCAAGUUCAAGACCAAGUACAUCUUCAGAGCCCAUGCUUGGACUGUGGCACCUGAGAGCUUCGCUGUCUUCCUGUCCCAGCGUCGCCGAUGGAUCAACUCAACCGUUCACAAUCUGAUGGAAUUGAUUCCGCUGCAACAGCUGUGCGGUUUCUGCUGCUUCAGUAUGCGUUUCAUUGUCUUCGUCGAUCUUCUCAGUACCGUCAUCCAACCUGUCACCGUCGCUUACAUCAUUUACUUGAUCUAUUGGAUUAUCACGGACACAGGAAACCUGCCCUGGAUCUCCUUUGUCCUUCUCGGUGUCAUCUACGGUCUUCAAGCAUUCAUUUUCAUCAUCCGACGCAAGUGGGAGAUGAUUGGCUGGAUGCUGAUCUACAUGGGAGCUAUUCCUGUCUUCUCACUUGCCCUGCCCCUCUACUCCUUCUGGAACAUGGACGACUUCUCCUGGGGUAACACUCGUAUCAUCACCGGAGAAAAGGGCCGCAAGGUCGUCAUUUCCGACGAAGGCAAAUUCGACCCUGCCUCCAUUCCCAAGAAGCGUUGGGAGGAGUACCAGAACGAGCUUUGGGGAGCGGAGACUUCGCGCGACGACCGCUCCGAGGUCUCGGGCUACUCCUACGGCACCAACAUGGGUCCCUUCCAACACCAGCAAUACCAAUACCCCUACGCCAACUCUCGCACCGGCUCCCGCCCUGCCUCCCAGCUGGAUCUGCCACUCCUUAACUCAGGCUCGCGUCUUUCGGUGGCACCGUCUGAGAUGAUGAGCCGCCACAUGGACAUGGACAUGAGCAUGGAGGACUUGAGCCACCUGCCCCCGGACGACUCCAUCCUGAACGAGAUUCGCGAGAUUCUCCGCUCAGCCGACUUGAUGACGGUGACGAAAAAGAGCAUCAAGCAAGAGCUCGAGAGACGCUUCGGCGUGAACCUGGACCUCAAGCGGCCAUACAUCAACUCUGCUACUGAGGCUGUACUUUCGGGUCUGCUUUAA